Messenger RNA from Corythoichthys intestinalis (scribbled pipefish), 2911 nucleotides. RefSeq names its product oocyte zinc finger protein XlCOF26-like. Gene Ontology annotation, biological process: regulation of transcription by RNA polymerase II. Gene Ontology annotation, molecular function: RNA polymerase II cis-regulatory region sequence-specific DNA binding; DNA-binding transcription factor activity, RNA polymerase II-specific. The record is from RefSeq and is a predicted model, not a curated record. The transcript has 2 exons. Gene Ontology annotation, cellular component: chromatin; transcription regulator complex; PcG protein complex. The coding region runs from base 168 to 1301 and encodes 377 amino acids. NCBI's taxonomy places the organism in Eukaryota, Metazoa, Chordata, Actinopteri, Syngnathiformes, Syngnathidae.
CUCUUGAAGCAACAUCUGUGUACACUACCGGGACUUACAGUUCUUUCGUGUCCUCUUAAACGAGCUCUUUUAAAGCAUUCUCAUCCGUGUGCCGCUGACUUGCUGUAGAAGAUCUACACUCUGAAAAGCGCCAUCCCCUUCACAUUAAAACGUAGGAAGAGUCAAAGAUGCUGCACAUUAAACAGGAGGCGGAGCCAGAGACUCCCUACUUGAAAGCAGAACAGGAAAAUGAAAUCACGUUUCCGAUGACUGUCAGUGUGAAGAGUGAAGAAGAUGAAGGUCCAACAGAAGAGAGUGUAGCAGCGAGACCUUCGAGCGACAGCUCUUUUGAGCAUCUGACAACACAAGGAGUGGGACGAUCACAACCGGACGGCCUCUUAGCUCCGCUUUCGGACAGCGACGAAGUAACGUCACACUGUUCUGACUUUAAUACUGAUGAGGAGGAUGAUGACUCUGAUCAAAAUGCUUCAAAAUCCUUCAAGUCAUCGUUCAAAAGAGACACAAAAGAAUGUGCGGUUAAGAAACCUUUUUCCUGCUCACUUUGUGAUAAAACAUUUUCUUGGAAACAAAGCUUAAAAGCACACACGCGUACACACACAAGGAAGGAUCCUUUUAUCUGCACAUGUUGUGGUAAAACAUUCACCGAGAAGGGAAAUUUAAAGAGACACGCAACCACACACAUUGGAGAGAAACAGUUUGCCUGCUCACUUUGUGGUAAAACAUUUUUUCAGAAAGGAAAUUUAGUAUCACACGAAAGAAGCCACACUGCGGAAAAACCUUUUGUCUGCAGAUUUUGUGGUAAAAAAUUCACCCAAAAGGGAAAUUUAUACAAACACACGCGCGCACACACUGGAGAGAAGCCUUUUGCCUGCUCCUUGUGUGAGAAAAGAUUUAGUCUGAAGCAACAUUUGACAAGACACAUGCUUGUACACUCUGGAGAGAAACCUUUUGUCUGCGCAUGUUGUGGUGAAAAAUUCACCCAGAAGGAAAGUUUAAACAAACACACGAGCAGACACACUGGAGAGAAGCCUUUCGCCUGCACACUUUGCGAUAAAACAUUUUCUCAGAAGACUUAUUUAGAAAAGCAUAACCGUGCACACACUGGAGAAAAGCCUUUCGUCUGCACAUGUUGUGGUAAACGAUUCACUGAGAAGGGAAAUUUAAACAGACACGCAAGCACACACACUGGAGAGAAACGUUUUGCCUGCACACUUUGUGGUAAAAGAUUCGCUCAGAAAGCAAAUUUAGCAUCCCAUGUUAGAAGCCACACUGGGGAAAAACCUUCAAAUUGCAGUGCGUGACAAAAUAUUCUGCAUUUAAGAGUGGGAAAAACAUUUCAAUUUCCUUAUUCAGUUUACCUUGAGCCUCUGUCUUUCUGUUGAGAUUGUACCAUAACUUGCCUACUGCUUUUCGCUAUUUUACUUCUGAAUAGUAGCAUUUGAAAUCCAUAUCUACUGUAAUUUCUGGACUAUUGGGAGCCCCUGAUUACAAGCCUCACCAAGUACAUUUUUAAAGGAAAAACCAUUUUGUUCAUACAUAAGCGUCUCCUGUCUAUAAGCUGCGUGUGCCCACAUAGUAACAUGAGAAAUUUACAAAGAAAUACAGUUUUCUAAAUUUUAAUAACAUACCUUAACUUUUCUUUCCAAACGGCGGCAGCAACCCGGCACUUAUAGCAGCAACACAGAGCACAGCACUAACCGGGCUGGUUAUUAGAAACAUGAAAUUUUUUUUCGCCAUCUUCAUCUUCUUCCUGUGCACUGAAACUAUGGAAGUCUUCACCCUCAGUGUCGGAUUUGAAUAGGCUCAGAUACACUUCGCCACGCACCUUCUGUCUCUCUUUCGUUGUCGCUUUCAAUGUCUUUCAUAGUGAGGCAAAUUCACUCCUGAGCUUGUGCCGUCCUCUUCGUCACGUAGCAGACCGACUGUUCGAAACCCGUUGGUGAUGGUGGAUUUUUUUCACACUGCUCUUCCCUGUCAAGAUUCACUGGCAGACUUGAGCAAAAGUUGCUUUUCGCAUGCGGCCUGUUUUGGUAAACGAUCUCUUGCCGCUGGCCAUCCAAUCCUUCCAUUCAACUCUGAGUACCACUUUAAAUGCACAUUUCACACUAAUGUCAAGUUGCCAGUGCAUUUUUUCUAGCAUUUUCCAUGAUGUAGGUCUGCUAACUUUACUUAUGCACAAAGAUGAGGGUCUGCUACUUUUAUUCAUGCACAGAGCACAAAGUUAAAUUACCGGUUGACGCAAUAAUUUUGACAGCCCUAAUUGUGAUCCGUUUUUAGAGGUCUUCUCUGUUCUAUAUAAAAAUCAACUUUAGCGUGUUACCUGCGGACAUAGCCAAUGUGUAUUUAUUUUGAAUUCAUUAAUUUGUUUUUUGUGAACAUUAAUGUAUUAAUUUUAGGGCUGUCAAACUUAUCGCGGUAAUUAAUUUUUUUAAUUAGUCACGUUAAGACAUUUGACGCAAUUAACGCACAUGCCCCACUCAAACAGAUUAAAAUGACAGCACAGUGUCAUGUGCACUUAUUACUUGUGUUUUUUUGGUGUUUUUUCGCCCUCUGCUGGCGUUUGGGGGCGACUGAUUUUAUAGGUUUUAGCACUAUGAGCAUUGUGUAAUUAUUGACAUCAACAAUGGCGAGCUACUAGCUUAUUUUUUGACUGAAAAUUUUACAAAUUUUAUUAAAACGAAAACAUUAAGAGGGGUUUUAAUAUAAAAUUUCUGUAACUUAUACUAACAUUUGUCUUUUAAGAACUACAAGUCUUUCUAUCCAUGGAUCGCUUUAACAGAAUAUUAAUGCCAUCUUGAUUUAUUGUUAUAAUAAACAAAUACAGUACUUAUGUACAGUAUGUUGAAUGUAUAUAUCCGUCUUGUGUCUUAUCUUUUCAUUCCAACAAUAAUCUACAGAAAAAUAUGGCAUA